CUCACGUGAUCGCGAUCGAGCCGGGAGACUGAAACCUUGACCUCAGCAGCGGGCCUUCUCGACGCCUCCUUUUCCGACUCUAAGGGCUCCGGCCCUUCGGUCACCGGCGGGUCGCUACACCCUCUCUAGGUUACUUCCGGAGCACUGUCAGCAUGCGGCUUCUCCCUGUGGCUUCAGGUGGGCCCGGGCGGGGCUGUCUCCGCGGUCUGCCCGUCUGUAGCCCAGCGCCGCUGCUGCUCCUGCUGUUGAGCUGCUGCCUGGGAGCUCCGGGGCUGGCGGCCAGCUCUCGGAGGCCCAAUGUAGUGCUGUUCCUUACCGAUGACCAGGACGAAGUGCUCGGCGGCAUGACACCACUGAAGAAAACCAAGAAUCUUAUUGGAGAGAUGGGGAUGACUUUCUCCAGUGCUUAUGUGCCAAGUGCUCUUUGCUGCCCCAGCAGAGCCAGUAUCCUGACAGGGAAGUACCCACAUAAUCAUCACGUUGUCAACAAUACUUUGGAAGGAAACUGCAGUAGCACGUCUUGGCAGAAGACCCAGGAGCCAAAUACUUUCCCAGCAAUACUGAGGUCCAUGUGUGGUUACCAAACCUUUUUUGCAGGGAAAUAUUUAAAUGAGUAUGGAUCCCUGGGUGCAGGUGGUCUGGAACAUGUUCCUCUAGGCUGGAGUUACUGGUAUGCUUUGGAAAAGAAUUCUAAAUACUAUAAUUACACUCUCUCCAUCAAUGGGAAAGCACGUAAGCAUGGAGAAAACUACAGUGUGGACUACUUGACAGAUGUCCUGGCUAAUGUCUCCUUGGACUUCCUGGACUACAAGUCUAACUUUGAGCCAUUCUUCAUGAUGAUCUCCACACCAGCCCCUCAUUCACCUUGGACAGCUGCACCUCAGUACCAGAAGACUUUCCAGAAUGUCUUUGCACCGAGAAACAAGAAUUUCAACAUCCAUGGAAUGAACAAGCACUGGUUAAUUAGGCAAGCCAAGACACCAAUGACUAAUUCCUCAAUACAGUAUUUAGAUAAUGCAUUUAGAAAAAGGUGGCAAACUCUGCUCUCAGUUGAUGAUCUUGUGGAGAAGCUGAUCAAGAGACUGGAAUUUACUGGGGAGCUCAACAACACAUACAUCUUUUUUACUUCAGACAAUGGCUAUCACACAGGACAGUUUUCUUUGCCAAUAGACAAAAGACAGCUGUAUGAGUUUGAUAUCAAAGUUCCGCUGUUGGUCCGAGGACCUGGAAUUAAACCAAAUCAGACAAGCAAGAUGCUUGUUGCCAACAUUGACUUGGGUCCUACUAUCUUGGACAUCGCUGGCUAUAAUCUGAAUAAGACACAGAUGGAUGGAAUGUCCUUACUGCCCAUAUUGAGCGGUAGCAGUAAUUUGACUUGGAGAUCAGAUAUCCUGGUGGAAUACCAAGGAGAAGGCCUCAAUGUCACUGACCCAACCUGUCCAUCCCUGAGUCCUGGAGUAUCUCAUUGUUUCCCAGACUGUAUCUGUGAAGAUGCUUAUAACAACACCUACGCUUGUGUGAGGACGAUUUCAGCGCUGUGGAAUUUACAGUACUGUGAGUUUGAUGACCAGGAGAUGUUUGUAGAAGUCUAUAAUCUGACUGCAGACCCAGACCAAAUUACUAACAUUGCUAAAAGUAUAGACCCAGAGCUUUUGGGAAAGAUGAACUAUCGGUUAAUGAUGUUACAAUCCUGUUCGGGACCAACCUGUCGUACUCCAGGAGUUUUUGACCCUGGAUACAGAUUUGACCCUCGUCUUAUGUUCAGCAAUCAUGGCAGCAUCAGAACACGAAGGUUCUCAAAGCAUCCUCUGUAGAGACAGCGUGCAGCCUCCACCUUUGGAUUCCUGCAUACCUCUUUCUGAUGAAGUGAGCAUAGUAGGUAUCUGUAGGUCAUCUUUGAGAACACACCUGGAAGAGUUUUGCACUGGCUCUGUUUUAAGUCCUAUUUGAAAAGCACCCCAAUCAGCUGACUUCCUUGUGCAACUUGUUAAACUGUGAACUCUGCCCACAAAUCAGGAGUGGCUUUCCUCGGUCCUUCCCUCAGGUGGUACUAAACACUCCUGAGGUCUUUGUUCCUGCCAUGUCCUCUCUGUUCUGGGGCCAUAAUUCUUGGUUAUCCUGUGUGGUCAAAGUCUGAAUUUGUAAAUCCAUUCAGGUAAAUGGCAAUACUUUUAAGAUUAAAAAAAAACAAAACAACUUGUUUUAUAACCUGACCUAAAAGCAGAGGACUUCUGUAACAUUUUAGACUGAGCACCUCACUGUCAAAAAUACUCAUAUCACAUGGCUUAAUUAACCAGCAGAGCUGAAUCAUCUGAUUCAGUACACGUUCCAUUUUUCUAAAGUAGAGAUGGAUUGUAAGAUCUAUCACAGUGUGAUAAAUUAAGGUGGCAAAUUCAAAACAUGUCAACCAAACUCUGCAUUUCUUUGGGAUUCUAUGCUAGUGCUGCACUAAGAACAGUGAGCUCUGGUUAAGGCUAAUUCCAGGUAGCUCUUGACAGUAACAGCUGUCUGCUUUCCAGUGGCUGCUAAUCCCAUGGCGGGUCAGUCAGCACUAGAUAUUAAAGAACUCUCUUAUCUUGAGACUUCCUCCGCACAGGCUGAGGGUACAGAAUUGGGGAGAAGGAAUGGCCAGCGGCUAGGGAAGGCUGUUUGCUGGGAGCCUAGAUGGGGGUCUUGGGUUGACAGGUUAUAGGGUUGGGCUUGUAUGAAGUGCCUGUCUUGCAGUGUCGGUGCCACGUGAAGCUAUUUUGACUCUGCAUUUUGCUGUCAUUCUCAUUUAAGACCUACAAAUUUUUUCUAGUUGAUGCAAAGUGUCACCUACUUUAUCCCACCUUUUCAGACAGGUUCUUCCUAGUUUUUGGAGUCUUUUUUUAUAAGUAGGGCUCUGUCCAGUAGUCCUCUAUCAAGGGCGAUCCAUUUGGUUUUUCUGUUGAGCUUGCCUACAUUCUUACAUUUCUUGGCUUGAAGACCAGUUCCAUUUCCAACAUUUUCUUCACAAAAAUGCUAAUUGGUGGUACAGACAGCAGGGGAGAAUGUUGUGAUUUAUAACCUGUUCAGCUCAGGCAAAAAAGUGAUGCUAGCUUUAUUUAAAGCCUCCUGUCAAGCUUUAAACACUUUGUAAGACAUGGCCACAAUUAUCUUUUCUAUCACAAUUCAAAAAAAAGAAUUAAAGAUAGCCAUGUUGGUUUAAUAGCCAUUUGGUUUAUUACUUUACCUCAUAUCUUCCCAGCAACUGUGAUUAGUAUCUAGAGUUUAAAAGGCAAGUGAAAUGAACACCUCUGCUGUGAAUAUUUGAGAUGAUCAAAAAAAAAAAAUGUAA
Molecule: messenger RNA, 3319 nt
Organism: Fukomys damarensis (Damara mole-rat)
Lineage: Eukaryota; Metazoa; Chordata; Mammalia; Rodentia; Bathyergidae
Gene: Gns
Product: glucosamine (N-acetyl)-6-sulfatase
Exons: 14
Coding region: 153-1814 (553 amino acids)
Biological process (GO): glycosaminoglycan metabolic process
Molecular function (GO): glycosaminoglycan binding; N-acetylglucosamine-6-sulfatase activity
Source: RefSeq, a predicted model, not a curated record